CCGCCCGGGCGCUGCUUGCGGAGCCGGCGGGCCCACCGUGUGCCCUCACACCGAAAAGGCGUGGCCUCCCGCCCCAGCCCUGGUCCCCUAAACCGGCACGCUCGGCUUCACUCUGAUCUGUAAAAGACGACCUCGUGAAUGAUCGCUUCCAGGACUCGGCACUGACGCCCGAGAUUUGGCUCUCUCUGUGGAUGGAUAACACCCAGGACCUCCGCGAUCAGGCUUUCUGAUAAAGCGAGGUGUCCAGGUUCCUCUUCAGAAGGGGCCUGUGAGCGCUGGGCGGCCACCUUCAAUGUUUGGGUGCAAAUGUUACCAGAAACUGCUUUUUUCCCCUCAGGUGUCGGUGACUCCGUCUCCAGCUAAACAUCGGGCCAAGAUGGAUGACAUCGUGGUCGUGGCUCAAGGCUCUCAGGCCUCCAGGAAUGUCAGCAAUGAUCCUGAUGUCAUCAAGCUGCAAGAGAUCCCAACCUUCCAGCCUCUUCUAAAAGGGCUCCUGAGUGGACAGACAUCCCCGACAAAUGCCAAACUGGAGAAGCUGGACUCUCAGCAGGUGUUGCAGCUUUGCCUACGGUACCAAGAUCACCUGCACCAGUGUGCAGAAGCAGUCGCCUUUGAUCAGAACGCUCUCGUCAAGCGAAUCAAAGAGAUGGAUCUGUCCGUGGAAACCCUGUUUUGCUUCAUGCAGGAGCGCCAGAAAAGAUACGCCAAGUAUGCGGAGCAGAUCCAGAAGGUGAAUGAGAUGUCGGCCAUCCUGCGCCGCAUCCAGAUGGGCAUCGACCAGACGGUGCCGCUGAUGGAGAGACUCAACAGCAUGCUGCCUGAGGCCGAGCGCCUGGAGCCCUUCAGCAUGCGGCCUGAACGCGAGCGCCGCUAGCUGCGCCCGCCCCGCCCCGCCCUGCCCCGCCCCGCCCCGCCCCGCCGGCAGCAGCUCCACCAGCGUCCGCCCGGGCCCGCGGUGGCUGAGAUGUGUUUGACCAGGACUUCCCACACCGUCGUCCUUGAAAUCCGAAGUCGGGACAGUUGAAUGUCUGUGAAUUCUCUAAAGAACUUUGCAUCAAGAGUUAUUUUUAUUUUGCCCAGAUUUCUGAAAUAAAAGUGUAUAUAGACUGGCUCCUGCAAGAACCUGGAGAAAAUGUUAAGACCCCGUGUUGUCCUCGGCGCCUGUGCCUUGGCCCAGGCUCCCUGGGUUGUGGGUGUAAACAUGAGGUCUGAGUCCAGUCACUGUCCCACGAAAGCACCAUCGCAUCAAGGAGCCUUUGGCAGGGUCUUCCUCCCCGCCGGACACCGCCUCUUUGUUCCCGGGCACCAGGCCCCUUUUGCGGGUCACCGGAGCCCGAAGUCUCCCUUCACUCACUCUGCUUUCCCAUACAGCAUUCAGCCUCUGUCGGCUGACCUCGGCCUCCACAAGGUUCGCACCAACUUUUGACCCUCGCUCCAAUGGCCGCCAUUCUCUCACCAGAGUCCCACUGGGCUCUGCGCAUGCGCCAGGGACGUGAAGAGGCUGCGAGCCUCUGUCUCCCCUCCUCUCUGUGGAUCAUGAAGCCCAGGGAAGCCUGGCUGCCCAUCACAGCAGUUCAAGGAAGAAAGGCCCUAGGGAGGGAGGGGACGGAUGCAGGGAACCAGGCCUGCAGACAAGAGCUGAGCUCUGAAGAGAUGGGACCGGGAGCCUGCAGCCUCCGACUGGUUCCCUCUUCCAGAACAGAACAGCCUUCAGUGUUUUACAAGAUUAAAAUUAAUCUGCUUAAGUUAUUGCGGAGCAGCUAAACUUGA
Mesocricetus auratus (golden hamster) is the source of this 1770-nucleotide messenger RNA. RefSeq names its product BLOC-1 related complex subunit 5 (gene Borcs5). The record is from RefSeq and is a predicted model, not a curated record. Gene Ontology annotation, biological process: positive regulation of anterograde synaptic vesicle transport; organelle transport along microtubule; lysosome localization. The coding region runs from base 293 to 874 and encodes 193 amino acids. The transcript is spliced from 4 exons. Gene Ontology annotation, cellular component: synaptic vesicle membrane; cytoplasmic side of lysosomal membrane; BORC complex. NCBI's taxonomy places the organism in Eukaryota, Metazoa, Chordata, Mammalia, Rodentia, Cricetidae.